This is a messenger RNA of Hibiscus syriacus, 1693 nucleotides long. Its product is annotated as protein WHAT'S THIS FACTOR 9, mitochondrial-like. Bases 100 to 1404 code for a protein of 434 amino acids. Gene Ontology annotation, molecular function: RNA binding. The transcript is spliced from 2 exons. The record is from RefSeq and is a predicted model, not a curated record. Lineage: Eukaryota; Viridiplantae; Streptophyta; Magnoliopsida; Malvales; Malvaceae.
UCUCUCAGCAGCAAGAAAGAGCAGAAAAGAAGAAAAAAUCACCAAAGAUUGUAACUUUUUAUUCGCCUUAAUCGGUGACUCUUUUACAUCUGCAAAUUAAUGUUCAAAGCCGAAACCUUUAUUUCCUCAAUCAAAAACCUAAUUUCACAUCCCCAAAUUCAGCAUCAACAAUGGAGGAGCAUAGUGAAGGUGAGGCUGAAAUGGGUAAAAAAUCGGAGCCUCGAUCAUGUCAUCGACAUCGAGACCGACCUCAAAGCGGCUUGCCUCUUGAAGAAUGCUAUAAAACGGUCAGCGACCGGUUUUCUUACGGCCAAAUCAUUCGCCGAUUGGCAAAAGCUCCUUGGCCUCACUGUCCCCGUUCUUCGCUUUUUGCGCAGGUACCCUACUCUCUUUGAGGAAUUCCCACAUCCGCGAUAUGCUAAUCUGCCUUGCUUUCGGUUGACCGGUACUGCACUCUUGUUAGAUUCACAAGAGCAGAGCAUACACAAGGCGAAUGAGAAUGAUACAAUAGAGAGGCUUUCCAGGGUGCUUAUGAUGAUGAGAAGUAGGACUGCACCUCUUCAGUCCCUUCAUUCUUUGAAAUGGGAUCUUGGUUUGCCGGAUAACUUUGAGAAAGUGUUAAUCCCGAAAUAUCCAGAUUACUUCAGCUUUGUUAAGGCACCGACCGGUGUUUCAGCUUUGAGACUUGCAGGGUGGCGUGAGGAAUUUGCUGUUUCGGCAUUGGAAAGAAGUAACGAGGGUGGUGAGAGGGGUGAUGAGUACAGGGAAUUUAAGAGGGGCCAAACCACAUUGGCAUUCCCGAUGAAUUUCCCAAGGGGUUAUGGUGCACAAAGGAAGGUGAGAGCUUGGAUGGAGGAGUUUCAGAAGCUUCCCUACAUAUCUCCGUAUGAAGAUUCACGGCAUAUUGAUCCGAAUAGUGAGCUGAUGGAGAAAAGGGCUGUUGGUGUAUUGCACGAAUUUUUGAGCUUGACAAUCCAUAAGAAGACCAAAAGGAACUACCUGAGAAGCUUGAGAGAGGAACUAAACAUCCCGCAUAAGUUUACUCGAUUGUUCACUAGAUAUCCCGGGAUCUUCUACCUGUCGUUGAAGUGCAAAACAACAACUGUGGCUCUCAAGGAAGGGUAUAGGCGGGGAAAACUUGUGAACCCGCAUCCUCUUGUUCGUAUAAGACAGAAGUUUUAUCAUGUAAUGAGGACUGGCCUUCUUUACCGUGGUAAAGAUACGAAUUUGAUACCCCGGGAAGACGUUUUGCUUAAAGACUCGGAGAAUAGUGUGGAAGACAAAGAGGAAGAUGAAAAUGAAAACGAAAACGAAGAUGAAGAUGAAGAAUAUGAAGAGUUUGGAACAGGUGAUGAAUACGAGGAGGAGACCACCGAUACAGAAGAUGAAUUCGAUAAAAAUUAACGGUCAUUACCUUGACAGGGUCCUCCAUAUUGCAGCCACAUUGAAAGGGAAAGACGAUCAAAACUUGAGGUAUCAGUUAAUAGGAUUCAUCUCUAAGUCUAACCUUAGUGCGAUUCACAAUAUCAAACGACGAUUAUAUGGUUUUUGGCAUGUUCCGAUGACUUGCUGCAUAAUGUCUGGUUGACAUUAUUGCGAGUGGUAAGAUUUUCCCAGUCUUUUAAUGGUAAGCAUGACCCUUGUUUAGAUUUUUUUUUCAAUGCUAACAUGACAUUGCCCCUACUUUGUUGUG